This is a messenger RNA of Triticum turgidum subsp. durum (durum wheat), 915 nucleotides long. Lineage: Eukaryota; Viridiplantae; Streptophyta; Magnoliopsida; Poales; Poaceae. The record is from the annotation of a GenBank genome assembly.
AUGGAUUUUCAGGUGUUUGUGAAGAACCAGAAGACCAGGGCCUACUCCAAGCGGUUCCAAGUGAAGUUCAAGAGAAGGAGACAGGGGAAGACCGAUUACAGGGCCAGGCUCAGGCUCACUAACCAAGAUAAGAACAAGUACAACACGCCCAAGUACCGGUUUGUUGUACGAUUUACCAACAAAGAUGUCACUGCGCAAAUUGUGUACGCUACCAUUGCUGGUGAUAUUGUGAUGGCUGCUGCCUAUUCCCAUGAGCUUCCUCGGUAUGGUCUUGAAGUUGGCCUCACCAAUUAUGCUGCAGCGUACUGCACUGGUCUGCUUUUGGCCCGCCGUGUGCUCAAGUGCCGUGAUUUGGAUCAGGAAUAUGAGGGCAAUGUUGAGGCCACCGGGGAGGACUUCUCUGUUGAGCCAGCUGAUGAGAGGAGGCCUUUCCGCGCGCUCUUGGAUGUCGGCCUUAUUAGGACCACUACUGGAAACCGUGUGUUUGGUGCCCUCAAGGGAGCUUUGGAUGGUGGUCUUGAUAUUCCGCACAGUGACAAGAGAUUUGCUGGCUUCAAGAAGGAUGAGAAGCAGCUGGACGCUGAGAUUCACCGCAAAUACAUCUAUGGAGGGCAUGUUGCUGACUACAUGAAGUCACUGGCUGAUGAGGAGCCUGAGAAGUACCAAUCUCACUUCAGUGAGUACAUCAAGAAGGGGAUUGAGAUUGAUGACAUGGAAGCACUGUACAAGAAGGUUCAUGCUGCUAUUCGUGCUGAUCCUACCGUGGCAAAAUCAACCAAGGAACCUCCAAAGACGCACAAGAGGUACAAUCCCAAGAAGCUGACCUACGAGCAGAGGAAGGCCAGUCUCGUGGAGCGGCUCAACGCCCUCAACUCAUCUGCUGGUGCUGAUGUCGAUGAGGACGACGACGAAUGA